GCAACGUUCCUAGGCGCCAUAUAAGAAAACAUAGGACACCUUUUUGGCCUCUGUGCCGCACUCAUUCGUCGUUGCAUUCAUUUGGAACAAAACCGCCAGGAAUGGUUCGUAGCACUUCCCAUUUCACGUUCUGGGCCGCCGGCAGUUAGUGCAACAUGGCCUCUAUCAACAAGAACCCGAGCCGGUUCGAGCUCACGGCCGUCUACCGUCAUCCAGAAGCCAAAGCCGACAUCGUACUCGUUCACGGCCUCAACGGAGCUCCAGAGAAGACAUGGACGGCCCCGAACGGGGUAUACUGGCCCGCCGACCUGCUACCGACGUCGUUGAAGGAUCAACAUGCCAACGUGCUGGUAUAUGGGUACAACGCCGAUGUAUACGGAGGAUUCUGGGAACGGCCUGCCAAAAGUCCGAGUGACAACUUCAUCCAUCAUCACGCGCAGACCCUCGUAACGACUCUCACCCACUACCGCAAGAGCGAAGGGACCGAACGGAACCCCAUCAUUUGGGUCGUCCACAGCCUCGGCGGCAUAGUCACCAAGCGAGCGCUCCUGUAUUCGAAUGAUCUGCGAGAUCCCAACCAAGAAGACCUUCGCUCGAUCUACGUCUCUACGUAUGGCAUCAUCUUCCUAGGCACGCCGCACAAUGGAUCGAACGCGGCCGCGUGGGGAGGGAUAAUACAAAGAAUGGCGGACGCUGUGGUUCCGAAGAAGAUCUUCGAAUCCGAAUCGGUGCUCCUCAAGUCGCUCAAGAAGGACAACGAGACGCUUCAGCAGAUAUCCAGUCAUUUCUUGGAUAUUUACCAAAAGUUCAAGAUCCAUAUGGCGCAUGAAAACCAAAAGACAGAUGUAAAGGGGUCGAAGAUUCUGGUCGUGGAUGCCUCGUCUGCGAGCCCACAGCUUGUCGGUGUCACGUACUACGGCAUCGAGGCCACACAUUCCCGCAUGUGCAAGUUCGAGAGCGAGAAUGCGCCCGGCUACCGGACAGUCUCCACGGCGAUUAGAGAGUGGAUUGCGGGCGCCCCCGAAGUGAUACCAAUCCGUUGGGAAGUGGAAGAGGACCAACGUCGGGUGAGAGCAAACCUAGAAUACUUCGAGCGUGUUCGGCAAUAUCAGGGUUCUACGUCUCUCCCUGCCGGGCAUCCGCAGCAAGCACUUGUCCAAAGCAGCAAUGGGAUUGCCUCAUCCCAAACCCAACCACCACCACCACCCCUAGAAGCCGGCCGGUCCAUCUCAGCACCCCUCCUAACCGACACGGCCCACCCGCCGACACCUUCCACCUACUCUCCCAAGCUCCUCCCCGCCCUCCCGGAGUCCCAACCGCUCCCGGAGCCCGACCACGAGCCGCUCUUCAUCCACCCGGAGACCUUCCGCCCCAAUUCCUACUUCAUCGGCCGCGAGGACGAGCUGCGCGGCCUGCACGAGAUGCUCAUGGACCGCAAGCGCCGCUCCGAGGGCACCUCGGCCGUGCUGGUCCAGUGCCUCCCCGGCGGCGGCAAGACCCACCUCGCCCGCCAGUACGUCUUCCAGCACCGCAACGACUACCCCGGCGGCGUCUACUGGGUGCGCGCCAAGUCCCGCCAGGAACUCGAGUACUGGUACUGGCGCAUUGCCAGGAAUGAGGCGCUGCGCGGGCUGGUUGAUCAGCGUGAUGUGGAUGAGCUGAGGAACCCGAGGCGGAUUGUGCAUAUCGUGCGGCGCUGGUUGAGCGCGCAGUCGGGCUGGCUGAUCGUCUUUGAUGGGGUUCAGUUUGAUACGCCCGGCUUGCAUGAGUUUAUUCCGGAUGCGAGGGACACGAGCCUGAUUUAUACGUCGACGGAGCGGGCCGUGACGGGGGAUCCGCGCUUUGAUAACCCGCAGGUUAUGGAGCUUGGGUUGAUGACCGCGCAGCAGGCACAGGAUUUAUUGUUGCUCGAGACGGAGAGACGAAGGCCAUGGAGUGCGGAAGACCAGGCCAUUGCGCUGGAGCUCGUGGGUUUGAUGGGCAGGCUACCGCUGAUGAUUCACGUUGCUGCACAGCAUCUGAAGGCGACGAGGGAGCCGUUGUCGAGAUAUCUCAGGUCGUAUCGGAAUCGGCCGAAGGCGGGAGAUUUGCCGGCAUACAAGGCUGUGCGAGAGCAGCUCGAGAACAGGGGCGAGAACGAGGCGUUGAACUUGAUGUCGCUGUUGGUCUUCUUUGACCAACACGUCCCGGUCGAAAUGCUCGCGCUCGGCAUCUCUGCCCUCGAUAAGGUUACCCCCGUCAAGAGCUGCGACGCUACACACAGGAAGGCGAGCCUCAACAAUACGCUCAAGGUUCUCAUCGCCUUCGCCCUGCUCGAACGAUCUGAAAGCGAUGACAUCUCGCCUAGUAGCUCCCGCAGCUCCAAGCGCAGCUUUGAUAGGCACGUCGACUAUCUGGACCUGCUCCGUAUCCAUAGCGUCGUCCAGGCCUUCUUCAUCGACUCGCUCCACGAACAACACCAAAUCCCAUUCUGGCUUGAGCGAGCGGUGGCUGUUUGGACUAAAUCCUACGAUGACGCGGAUAGACGGAUCCAGGAAGACCCGAGAAUCGGCCUGCCAGAUGACUACCGCCGCUUCUGCAUCCACGGCGAGAAGCUCCUGAAGAACCUGAAUCGAUUCGAGAAGCGGUAUCCGAAACUCGCCGUUGCCAAAUCGCACCUGGAGCAGCGGCUGGGCAGGAUCCAGGGGCAGAUCGACGACCUCUCGGAGACCAUCCAAAAGAAUAUUGUCGAUGGCUCUGUAGAGGAAUACCCAGCCUCGGUCUUUGACCGCAUUAGCACCUCCUCGCAGUCCGACGCGGCAACAAUGCAGUCUCACAGCAGCCAACUAAGCGGGAUGGGAUCGCUCGAUGGCGAGAUCGACCUAGUUCAGUCGCCGCUGACGGAGUUGUUGGAGCGGGAUGCGCAAAUGCUCAUGCCGUAUCCUACUACGCCUGUGAUGCCGGAGGCACCGGAGAUUACCGAAGACGACCAGGAGACCGUCGUUUUAUCUGUGGCUGGGACGCAGGUUCACGUGGGGGCAACGGACAUGGUCGACACCAGUUCGCUACCGCCAGAUCCAUACGACCGUCAACAAGACUCGGCGUUCUUCAAUGACUGGCAAGACGACAUUCCACAUCACAGGGUGCUCAAGAGACAAGAGACUCGGCGGUACCAUGAUCGUGGGGGUGCCUGGAGAGCGACGACCGUCAGUGAUCCGCGGGUCGGGCUCAGCUGGGAUGUUGCGCUCGGGUCCAUCCUGAGCAGAAGGGAUGCUUCACAAUCACCAUCGGGGGCUCACUUGACAGCUCAGAGCGAGGCGGAGAUGCAACUCAAUAAGAUCAAGAUGGCAGCGCCGCCGUCCCCCAGGCAGAGAGGAAGCUUCGGCUCCCAGUCCAUGGCUCGACCCAUGACCUUGGUGGGUAGAAACAGUUGGGCGGUCCCCAAGGCUCAGAAGACCUCCGACACCGAGGUGGCUGAAGUCCCACCCGAAGAAUUCUCAAGCGGGCUCACCCAGAUUCUGUCAUCUCCCAAGAGCUGGACAGAGGCAACAAUAAAGAUGCUGAAGAAGACGGUGAUGCCAUCGGACAAGCCCAAGUCACCACCCCAGCCUGAGCAACCCCAGACUCCGCCCGAAGAAGAGAUCGUCGUUUCUCCCUCGCCCAUCUUCCGCGGCAGCCGCUCCGCCAACUCGAGCCCAGCUAGUCACUCCUCGCCCUUCCCCCCGCCGUCCUUCUCCGGCAUUCCCUCGGAUGACCUGUUCUCUAAAGCGGGCGUCCCGCUCGUCGUCCGUCGCUGGGACACGGUCGUCUACCACCCCGACGGCACGCCGAUUAGUUCGUCCGGCAUCGAGUGGUCUAGCGCCUCCGAUCCCCUGUCGUCCUCCUACCCGACCCUGCCCUCAAACAGGCACCACCGCCCCAGCAACAUCAACACUGCCCAGCUUCUCCUCCAUGGCAGCAGCAACGGUGGCCCGCCGGCAGGAUACUCCUCCCAGCCCAUGUCGCGUGACGGCUCGCAUCAGUCAAACCCCAGCAUCAACAUCCACAGCCCCACCGCGGCAGCCCAGUCGGCUCGACGUUCACGCUCACCGUCCUCGUCACCUACUGGGACAGACCCAGCUCAACGACAGAGCCCGCCCGGCCCAGGAGCCAGCACAACGGGAGGCGGUCCAGCCGGCAGCCUGCCCAUCCCGACGCCCUCCUCCCGCCUCAACCCCUUCCCCUUCGCCCGCGGCCGCCCGCCCUCCUACACGGAAACAGAACCCUCGCCCAGGAUGGACACGCCCUUCUCCGACGUGCACACCUCCUACCAGCACUGGGAAGACCGACACAACCACAACAACCACCACCCCGACCACCGCAACCACCCCGACCACCGCAACCACCACAACCCCAUCUCACCGGGCACCUCCUUCCCCCCCGCCACCACCACUAACAACAGACCCCACGCCCGCCUCAACCCCUUCCGCUUGCGCCCCGGCCGCCGCGCAGCCCGCAUCCUCCCCACCCGCGGCGCCGCGGCCCGCCGUGCCCAACAGCACCGUGACAACAACAACAACAACGGCCGUGGCAGGCGCGCACACUCCCUCUCGCCAUCAGCCGGGUCGGGGUCGGGGUCGGGGUCGGGGUCGGGGUCGGGGUCGGUGUCACCCGUGCCCUGGCCGUCGUCGCCGCCAUCGCAUUCGCCACUAUCCUCGUCGCCGAGGGGAAGGGCGUUGGCGCAAGCGCAGGCUGUAGCCGGGACGGGGGGUGGCGUGGGCGUGGGCUUGGGGGUUGGGUUGGGGAGUGGGAGUGGGAGUGGGUAUAACUUCCCUUCACAACAACAGCAGCAGCAGCAGCAGCAGCAGCAUCUGAGUCCGUUGGCGGAGUGGGCCGUGCCCGCGCCUUCGGGGCCGGAGACGGGUGCGGUGAUUGGUGAGGUGGUGCAUGCGGGGAGCGCGCCGACGGGGGAGGCGGGUAAAGGCGGUGGUGGUGGUGUGGGGGUGGGAGGGGAGGACAUGGCGCGGUCUGCGUCGGCGGGGAGUGGGAGUGGGAGUGUGGCGGCGGCGGGGAUCCGGAUGGAGGAUGGGACGGUGGUGGAGUUUGGGUCGCCUGCUUUGGGUUCGGCGGGUGGUUCUAGUCCUGGUGUAGUGUCUCCUGGGUCUGGUGGGAAGAGGCCGAGGACGGGGAGUUUCCCUGGGAUGGGCACGAACGGGUUCGUGGUUUUUGAGUGAGUGCAUGGUGCAUUAGUGAAGGGGAAUGGUUUGUUUUGUGUGAUUUGGAGGAGUAAUGGUACACUUCAUAGCGAUUGGAUGGCUAGAAUGUUUUAAUAGAUGCGGAUGCAUGCAUUAGGAGCAGUUAUGUUACUUUGGUACUCCCUUCUACGCGACGGUAUUACGGUUUAACAGAAAGGAGGGCGUUAUACAAUGGCUGAGCUCGAGGACAAGUGAUGACACAGCUGGCUGCGAACACGUAAAUAAACAUCCUCGUAGUUAGAUAACAGAUUUCAUGCGCAUACCACUUCAAUCUUAUUUGACGC
Messenger RNA from Chaetomium fimeti, 5497 nucleotides. RefSeq lists its product as uncharacterized. The record is from RefSeq and is a predicted model, not a curated record. Lineage: Eukaryota; Fungi; Ascomycota; Sordariomycetes; Sordariales; Chaetomiaceae. The transcript is spliced from 6 exons. Bases 156 to 5192 code for a protein of 1678 amino acids.